AUGCCUCCUAUCUUCCCGAUUCGUACCAGGAUUCUUGCGGCUCCAACUGCGAAACGGCUAUCUGGACUGACAUGUCUGGAGCUACGCAAGGAGAUUCAAGAAUCCGUACGCAAAAACCUGAAGAUGAGAGCGGUGUGGGAGCAGUUCAUGUAUGAGGUAUGCAUCAGAAUUUCAAAGUAUAUGAACGCUCCAAAGGAUGAAAAGGUAGACAAAUUUACACCUACGGACAUUUCCUUAAUCCUUUCAUCCUUUGCAACAGCUAGAAUUAGGAUUCAAAAGUUUCUGGACUUUGUAAUCGAGAGUGUCAGAGGGGAUAUAAAAAGUUAUGACCUCCGGGAUAUUGCAAUUUUCUACAAUAGUUUGGCUAAAUUACGUUUAAACAACGUAUUUAUCUUUGAUAAAUUCAAGGGAAUAAUAGAGGCUAGAUUGACCAGCAAAAUUUCCGAAAAGGAUUUAUCUCUAUUGUUAAAUGCUUUGCUGGAGCUUCAAGUAAAGGAUAUCAAGGAAAUAUUCUUAAAAAGUUCUCUUAUAUUGUCAUCGCGAAUAAAAUUUUUGGAUAAUUGCCAUACACUUACAUUACUGCUUCAUUCUUAUUCUAGGUUGUAUAACGAUGGAAAGAUACUAGAACUUAGUGGCUCAGACAAACAAAGAGAAGACGGUAACAUAGAAAUAGAUCCGGAAUAUACUCUGAUUUCUUCAACCACCAUUUCACUACUGGAGAAAUCCAUGGAGUUGGUACUAAACAUGCGCCCAACCGAUCUACUCUAUAUGUACAAAUCUAGCAUAAAUAUUUUGUACAAUACAACUGGAAUAAAGCAACAGGUAUAUUGUAAAAUUAUUAGAAUGUACAAAUUGCACAAUAAGAUACUGGAGCAUAUGCUAGAGUUUGAAUCCAGGGAACUUGUAUCGCUUUUGAAACUUUUUCCAAAAGUAUCAUCAAAAUCACAUACUUUGGCGGAUGAAGGUCCAGUUGAGGUUAUAAAGAUGGAGAUAGAACGGUUUCUGCCUACGCUCACUGAGAAGAUAGUAAAUGAGUUAUCAUAUAGGUUACGUGUUCUCUCACUAGCCGAUUCAGUAGAAUUUUUGAAAUUGUUGCAAGUUGGGGACCAUAGAAGGGAACUUGUAUACAAGAGACUCUAUCAAAAGCUUAACAGAGAAAAAAUUUGGGAACCAUUCAAGAAUGGAGAUAUAUUCACUGUUAUGGAGGAAAUGGCCUCGAGGGGUAAAGAGUUUGGUAGUAAGGAUGCACAGUUACUGUUUGUUUCUCUAGUAAAGAAUCUCUCGGGUAUACUAAAACUGCGGGAGAUUUGCACUAUAUGUUCCCUUGCAGCAAAAUUUGGUGUUAAAACAAACUCAUUGGAACGCAGAGUACGAACUGUAAUGUGCAGGGCGGAUUAUUUGCAGCCUACACAGAUCGCAUCCUUAAUUCCCCCGUUAGUGGCUUUAGGUUACUUGGAGGCGUUUGAUACAAUUAUUCUGUACGCUAAUAAAAUUACUAAUCCAAGUGAUUCAUUAGAUGUACUGGUUGCUCUCUCAAUUUUGAAAUUAAACUCUUUACGGGAACCUGAUUCUGCUAUUGUUAAUCAUCUAAAGUCAAACUUGCAGGACCAUGACGUUCAAGACGAAAGAAAACUGGCAUUUAUAUCUGCAGCUGGCUUGAUCGACUAUUCACAUCCAUUUAAAAUUGGAAAAAAUCUUUAUUCUCCGCAAAAAUAUGGCGGCAUAGAUACUAUUUUCUUGGAAAAGAGUGCAGUCAAGUUUUCCUAUACCUUUUUAACAUUUGAAGAGUACGCUGAAGAAUUUACAGACGAACUGUCUAGCUUCAUUUCCAAGUUCGACCCGUUGACUAGAUUCUUUAGGAAUGUGCAGAUUGAGAAUAUUGUAAUACCAGUUGUUAUUGAAUCUGAUAAAGGGAAGAUCGCGGUAGUGCCGCUUUUGGACGACUUUUACGCGACAACCAAAGCUAUGCUAAGGAUUGAUAAGUUCUCACAGCUAAAACUUUUGGAAAAGUUACAAAUUCCGCGAAUUUGUUGCAAUGUGUACGAUUAUCGCAAAGAAGAAAACAAAUCGCAGUUUCUUGCUAGAUUUCUCGAAAGAUGUCACGCAGAAAUAGACAAAUUUAUCGAAAAGGUGGACGUUAAACCUCAAGAGCAAGAGGAGAUGAACAAAAAGCAAAGGGAGGCACCCACUAGUAAAUUAAACAACUUUUCUAGGUUAAGACUCCUACUUGCAACAAACUAG
Molecule: messenger RNA, 2241 nt
Organism: Theileria equi strain WA
Lineage: Eukaryota; Apicomplexa; Aconoidasida; Piroplasmida; Theileriidae
Exons: 4
Coding region: 1-2241 (746 amino acids)
Source: RefSeq, a predicted model, not a curated record